Trichophyton verrucosum HKI 0517 is the source of this 6069-nucleotide messenger RNA. Its product is annotated as RING zinc finger protein, putative. Gene Ontology annotation, molecular function: methyltransferase activity; ubiquitin protein ligase activity; ribosomal large subunit binding. Bases 1 to 6069 code for a protein of 2022 amino acids. The record is from RefSeq and is a predicted model, not a curated record. NCBI's taxonomy places the organism in Eukaryota, Fungi, Ascomycota, Eurotiomycetes, Onygenales, Arthrodermataceae. Gene Ontology annotation, biological process: rescue of stalled cytosolic ribosome; ribosome-associated ubiquitin-dependent protein catabolic process; methylation. Gene Ontology annotation, cellular component: RQC complex; cytosol. The transcript has 10 exons.
AUGAGUGGGAAGAAGUUCAAAUCCCAAGCUUCAAGCAGCAGAGCAGCUGCCGGGGGCUUCGGGGGAGGCUCAUUUAGUUCAUUUGGCGGCUUCUCAACCGCCGGACCUGCCCAGGAAACCCCGGCAUCAUCCCUAUCCUAUGUCUACGAGCCGCCAGACUUAUCCCAAAUAUCCGACCCCCAGGUUGUGGUCACGUUUAAGAAUCUUUUAAAAAAAGAUAGUACCACAAAGUCCAGAGCACUUGAAGAUUUGCAGAGUCAUAUAUCCAAUGUGGUGUCAAGCAAUUCCUCACUCGAUGAUGGAUUGCUAGAAGCAUGGUCUAAGGUUUACCCACGCACCUCGAUAGAUUCCUCUCGUCGAGUCCGGCAGCUUGCUCACAGUCUGCAAGGAGAUAUAGUUUCCAUCGCUGGAAAACGCAUUGCACGGUAUAUCAGUGGUACUAUAGGUACAUGGCUGGCAGGCUUGUACGAAAAUGAUAAGCUCGUUAAGAAGUCUGCACAGGACUCACUCGCCAAAUCAUUCCCUACAGAAGAGAAGCAACAGGGGAUAUGGACCGUGUACCAGACUUCCAUACUCGAAUUCGUAGCGGACGCUACACUCCAACAAACGCCACAAACUCUGAGUGAUGAAAGAACUGUACGGCCGGACGACGCAAAUGCAAAACAUGCGCGGGUGGUUGCAACAGCGUUACUGGAGUUUACCACUGCCCCGACAGAAAAGCUCUCCAAAGAUGCAGAUUCGGUAGAGAAUAUCCUUCAGAGUCGAGAUUUAUGGAAGUUUUCCUACCACGAGGAUGCAUUUGUCCGACGAUCGUUGUAUGAACUUCUGCAAACUUGUCUCUCCAAGAAUAUCGAUUGCGUCAAUUGGAAAACAAUAAGUACCUGUGUGCUAUCAAAAUCACUGGGUAUAUCACAGACUGGCUCAUCCUCCACGUUUUCGGGACUCCUAUUGGCACUUACCAAAAAAUCUCCUCAACUCUGGACCACAUAUUACUCCGCCAAAUCCCCGGCUAAAAAGCAAUUGAUGCGAUAUAUCAAAGCUGGAUCAGAAGGGGCGGGCCCAUCGUAUUGGUCAGAGUUACAACUUAUCUUGCAGUCACUCCCAAUGGAGGUGCUGGAAAUAGAUAAAGGAGAUGAAGCUGCCAUACACUCCAUAAUAUCUAUUGCUGAGGCAAUCCACUGCUCACUCAAAAAGAGGGAGGAAGCAAGGACAAACUCAUUAGCUGCCUGGACUACUUAUAUUAAAAUGAGCAUUUGGAUGAGCAAUAAGAUUCCUGGAGGUGAAAAGCACCUCAAAUUCUUGGAAGAGCAUCUAUUUCCAAUCCUUGUGCAAUUCAUCGCUGCAGAUCAAGCACAAGCCAUAUGGACAAUAGAUGAUCCCAACGCCUCCAAGAUUUGUGUUGAAUUAUUCAUUGCUCUAAGCCAAAUUCUAGAACACGACACCACCGGCGGCUUAUGUAUAAAAUUGGCAACAAUACUGAAAGAUAACAUUUUAAUUUCGGAGCCAGAACAGUCCCAAACAUACCGAGCUUCCCAGGAUUCGGUUUGCUCCAAAGGAAGUCGGUUUUUCACGCUUUGCGGUGGAGUUGUUACAAAAGCUUCUGAAAGCAGUCAGCAUGCCUUUGUUGUGGAAUCUAUAAAAAGUAGCUCGUUCUCAUUGAUAGAGACAUCUCUUCAAACGCUUCAAUCUCGAAAUGGGAAACCAUACGGCGCUGCAGCAGUGGUCGGUGAGGCUCUUGCCAAGAUACCAUCACUAAUGGGCGAGAUGGAAGCCUUAGAUCCUUUUCUUACCAAUACCCUCCCUCAGCUUAUUUUGUCGCCUUCAGCAGAGCACUUGGUGUCCAUUCUAUUUGCCUGUCGGAGCAGGAAAGGAUUUAAUAACGCGCUCAGAAAAGCAAUCAGUGCAUACCACAAUACUCUGAUUUCCUCUUCUCAACUGCCAUCAAUGGGCAAUUUAUUUUCCUCAGUGACAGCUCUUGAUGAAGAAAAUAAUCCAGACCUUAAGCUGUUGGUUUUAGGCGUGCUUCAGCAAGGUGUUCGUGGGGACCAUCAGUCUUGGCUGGAUAUUGCAGCAGUUCAUCAGAAUAAGAAACUAGGGCCGGAGAUUUCUAAUACCAUCCUUGAUUCUUUAAUUGAAAGGCUGUCCAGUGAAGACUCAAUGGUGGAGGUUCUUCGUGGACUAUUGCUACUUUCUACAGAAAGUGCCGCACCAAUCCAAUCAUAUGUCACAAGCUCAAAUGGCUCGAAAUUAAUUUCCAAACUCCUAUAUCUUACCGAAUCUUCCAACGAUGAGGUAGCAUUACUCGCAGCAUCCUUAAAAGACCAAGUUACAAACAUUGGAGGUGAUAAUAGUUCUCUCAAACCAACCCUUGAAGUUUUGGAAAGGAAUUUCAAAACGGUGGACGAUGAAUCAUUAUCUGUCGAGUCAUUAAUAGCCAUUGUCCAAGAAGUCCUCGAUAAAUCGUCUGUACAUGAUAGCCCUAAGCUACUACUCUCACUGUUACCUAGGGAGAGUUCAUGGAAGGCCGCCCUAGAUCCUUACAUUGAAGCCCCCCCCAAGCGAUCAUGUUCAAUAAUGAGUCCGCUAGGGGGCGCUGUGCAUAUCAUUGAUGCGUCACGUAACCUGGACAUUUUACAUGCCGUCCCAAGAGACCGGGAUGGUUUCCCAUUAGCAUUCCGGCUUGCAUACUAUGUCACCAAGCUUCUAACAGCUGUUGGUAUUGACGCCGUGCCUCUCCCACCGCUCGAGAAUGUUUUCACAUAUUUCCCAUUAAUUAUCCAGCUAGUUGAUGAAGAAUUGAGUAUUGACGAGUCCACGGCAAUCCUAUAUCCCCUUACUUCUGACACCCGAGCAAUUGCACUUGAAAUUGUUUCUGAAGCUCGCAUCCUGAUAAAUGGUUGGAUUCAGAAGUCAUGCACAGCAGAUGCAGCCUAUAAGGCUGGCGCCAGAUCAUUUGUAUCCUUCUGGGAGAGAAGUGUAUACAACUUCGAAGGCACUGGUUCUAGAGCAUAUCGGUUUGCAGAGUGCUUCGCACGUAUCGUGACCGAAAGGGACGCAAUAAAGCCGACACCGUCGGCUGAUGGCAAAUUAAAAGCAGCAAUGGAAACCCCAGGGCUUUCUAAUCCCUUUGUUUUAAUUGCAACUAUUGUUGGAUAUAGGGAUUCUAUUAUAGAGACGCAAACCGUUUCAAAGCUCUGUAACCAGUUAGUUGCAGAUAUGACGGGCUUAAAGGAUACCAACAAUAUUGGAGGUGAGCUUUUAAUAUACUUGGGUCUCAUUUUUACUCCUCUGGCUGACACCACGGUCACAGAUUUACGAAAACUAGUAGUCCUUAAUUCUCUGAUGUAUGGAGGAAACAAUCCAGCAAAGAAUAUCCCCACGCAGAGACUGGUGUUCUUAGUGAAGCAUCUCAUUACGUGUUUGCAGUCUGGGGAACUCGGGGUUGGAAUACUCUCAGAAAUACUUAAAGUUUUGUCCGCAGUUUUGCCCUUGAUGAAGGAAAUAUAUGGAUCACAUUGGCCAGACUUGUUUGAUGUGCUGAAGUCAUUGUGGCAAAAUGGAGGGCUAUCUAGCGAAUAUCUCCCUGUUCUACAUUCCUCAUUGCGUUUGUUCAGUUGCUUGAGGAAGUUGGCGACUGAGGACAGCAAUGAGGAUCUGGAGGAUGCAUGGAAAGAAGCUCGAAAGUCGCACACAGAAACUAUGGUCAACAUGUUAAAGCAGUUCGGUCCUUCGUUUCACUCUGACCAACCCUGGGAUAUCACAACCGACCUCCUAUCGCGAGAACUGUCUGCCAUCAAUGCUGAUGCAAUCUCUGAUAUUAGUGAAUUAUUUUCCAGCCUUUCCAUCGAAAACAAAGGUGUACAGCGUGCAACAUAUGGAAUAAUUCAUCGAGCAAUACCCAAAAUCCAGGAGACCUUAUCUUUCGAUGUGGCGCUUUCCAAAACUGCAGUCCAUCUACCAGAUCAGCUCUUGGCUCUUCUCUCGGAAGUGCCACCCAUAGCACCAUUUAAAGAGGCAGAUAUAGACGAGAAUUUCUGGCUGGGAGCUCGCUCUUAUAUUCUUGGCUGGAAAGUGGUGUUUGAUCAUUUCGCGUCUUCGCCUGUUCUAACUUAUGUUCAGUCAAUACCUGUCCAAGAGGGCUACAGCUCUGAUAUAAAGCAGAAAGACUGCCUGAGUUCCUUGUUAGAUUUUGCGUUCGACUGCCUGGAGACGCCCCAGGGUCAGCUGAUUGAUGCUUCGAAGUUUGAGAUUCGCUCGUUUGAACUAUAUACUGCCGAGUCAUCGAAAAGGGAGAUGCAGUGGCUUCUAGUCCAUAUCUACUACCUAGCUUUGAGAUACCUACCAAACAUGACUCGGGCUUGGUGGGUUGACUGCAAAAAGCGGCUGAAGACACCUGUGGAAACCUGGACACAGAGAUACAAUGUAAGCGACUGGUACUCUGGCCAGGACUGGGACAGUGAGGAGCAUGCUCUCGAAGUCAAAGUAUCCUCCAAAGCGGCGGAGAUCAUCGGCAGCAUCGAAAUAGAUGAGGAAUCACCACCGACAUCUAUUGCUAUAUCCCUUCCCCCAACCUACCCGUUGCAUCAAGCCACUGUUAGUGGACGCUCCCGUGUAGCCGUUGACGAGAAGAAAUGGAAGAGCUGGCUUUUAGUGAUCCAGGGGGUGAUCCUAUUUUCCAACGGAAAUCUCAUGGACGGACUGAUGGCAUUCAGACGGAAUGUACAGGGAGCUUUGAAGGGACAGGGCGAGUGUCCCAUCUGCUGCUCCAUCAUUUCCGCUAACAUGCAGACGCCGAACAAGAAAUGCGGAACUUGCAAGAAUACGUUCCAUUCAGACUGCUUGUUCAGCGUGGGCCUUGUCUUAAUCAGAGUGCAACAACAACUGCAACAACAACUGCAACAACAAACAGCCAACGUGGAUAUAUUCUCUCCAAUGGCGGCUGCUCACAUUCCCAAUCUCAAUACACUGCGACGGGGCGGUGGAAGAGGCCGCGGAAGAGGUAGGGCCGGUUAUCCUGGCACCGCAGGCCGCGGGGAGGGCAGCUCUGGGGACAAGGUGGUGCAGCAAACAGACAACGAUGCCAGCGUCUCGAGACUCAGCGCCGUCGAGCUGGGCUAUCUUCACGAUCCAUUUGCCUCUAUCUUUGCACCAGAGACAGCUGAGAUACGAAGGUAUCCCAUCAUUAACAGAGGAACAUUUGUGCGGACAACCUCGAUUGACACGCUGGUUUCCCGGUUCCUCUGGGCGGACAAAAAGAAGAAGCAGAUAAUUUCGCUUGGAGCUGGGUCGGAUACUCGAGUAUUCAGGUUGUUGUCAGAAAAUCCAGAGCUGGAUCUGACGUACCAUGAGCUCGACUUUGCAGAAAACACGACCUCGAAGAUCGCGAAGAUCCUCUCCUCUCCGCCGCUCCUGAACGCCCUCCGCAUCACAGACCGAGAGGAGGUGAAGACGUCUUCCAAUGGUGAUGCAUUCCACUCGAAACACUACCACAUUCACCCCAUAGAUCUACGAACGCUCACAGCGUCGUCCAACGGCCCGGACCGUCCACGGGUUCAAGAUAUAGAUUCAAGCGCCCCGACCUUGUUGAUCUCAGAGUGUUGUCUCGUAUAUCUGCCUCCUGCCGAUGCCGUGAAGGUUAUCUCAUAUUUUACGGAUAACGUGUUCUCUCCAACCACGCCCCUUGCACUGGUUAUAUAUGAACCCAUUAGACCGGAUGACCCAUUCGGAAGAACGAUGGUGAAUAAUCUGGCGGCUCGCGGGAUUCAGCUACAGACGCUUCAUCGUUAUGCAACACUACAAGCCCAGAGGGAGCGGUUGCAGAGUCACGGUUUCUCAGACGGUCAGGGCGUCGCCGAUAUUGAUUUCAUCUGGGAGAAGUGGAUCGGAGAGGACGAGAAGAGUCGAGUUGCAGGACUUGAAAUGCUGGACGAGGUCGAGGAGUGGCAGUUGCUCGCAAGGCAUUACUGUGUUGCUUGGGGAUGGCGAGAUGGCCCGCCAUCACCUGGAGACCAAGAAACGCUUCCGACUGGCGAGGCCUUCCACGGCUGGCGAGAGUUUCCAUCACAAUGA